AUUUGAGACAGGCAUCCAUUUUCAUUUGUGAAGCAACAUCCAUCCUUUCGCUAUUAAUUGUGUUCAUUUCAUCUAAGCUGAAAUAUGUUCAUUUUACGCCAUUAAUAAUGACUUCAAGGUGUGCCAAUUUCUGUAAUUCAGAUUUAACAAGUUAAUACUCACAAUGAAAACCGAACUAUAUUUUUAUUGGUAAAUGUAUUCGGACAUGCGCGAUCACAACACGGCGAAGAUUGAAGAGGCAUCUUCAUAGAAGAGAACUUCCUGUCUGAACAAGUUGUGGCUGAUGUAUUUUAUAUGCGUCAAAAAUGGUGGAAAUAAGGACAAAAUGGGGCAAAAGUAGGAUAUUUUAUUUCGCAAAUCAUGACAGAGGCAUCUGAAGAUGGCAACCAUGUGGUUAGGGUGCGUGCUCAGGUGAUGAUGCGCGAUGACAGCACGGGCGGGUGGGUCCCCAUGGGGGGAGGGGGCUUAUCCAACGUGUCUGUCCGUAAACGCGAUAUUUCACGUGAUAACGAUGAACACAAACAUGAAUAUCUCAUAUUUGGAAAGCGGAUAUCGGACCAGUCGGUUGUUCUGAGUUGCAUCAUAAAAAAAGACUUUGAGUACUAUAAGGUGAUGCCCACAUUCCAUCACUGGAAGACUGGGGAUAAGAAGUUUGGUCUGACGUUCCAGACGGCAGCAGAUGCCCGAGCUUUUGAUAAGGGAGUCCGCAUGGCAGUUGAGGAACUUCUAGAUGUUGCAGAUGCAGGUUUAUCUGACUGCAAUGUGCCUCACCAGAAACUCCACUGUGCUUCACCAGUGAGGCGCGCCCCACAGUCUGAGAAUCACUGCUAUAGGGACUCUCUAAGUCAUUGUCCUCAACACAAACCAUACUGUGUAGCUCCAUCUUUAACCCAUUUGCGCCCAGCCACUUUCACUCCGAACUGGCCCUGGAAUCCAACUUAUGAAGGUCUUUCGGAAAUAUCGCCACUUCACAAAUUCAAAGCAGGUGUGGGAGAGGAUGACGUGUUUAUGACAUUGAACUUACCUGUGGAGAUUGGUGAUUCACGCUCGUCCUCUGACUCGUCAAAGGGUGGCGGAGGGAGCAGUCAUCGUGCCACUUCCCCCACCGAGUCUCAUCAUCUCCAUCGGAUUCAUUAUAUCCCAAGACGUGACAAAAUGGGGUCUGACCAGGACCGUAGCCCUCCGGAGAGCAAACAGCUACAGCAGCACGAAGAAGGUGGUGAUGGGGUCAGAAGCAGUGAAAAAGAAACCUACUCGUAUGUUCAGUUGACAGCUAUGCAUGAAUACAUAUACCCCGUGAUGGAGGACCAGAAGGCUUCGCGCCGCGACUCGGCAAGUAGUUUGAAGAAGAGAAGCUUGGAAGUGAUCCCCACUCAACCCCCUUUGCUGCCUACCAAACCAGGCGGCAAGAAGACGGAUCGCCAUGCGGCCUAUUGGAACAGGUGCCGCCACUGCCAGGAGCUAUAUUUGGAGGGUGAGAAUGGUAGAGGGAGUUGCGAGUAUGCACCAGACUGCGUGCGAGCAGGUAUCAACGCGGUCGCCUGCAUCUCAUGUGCCGAGUGCAUGCUGUACCAUUGCAUGGCGGAUGCAGAAGGGGAUUUUGCACAGCAUCCAUGUGAGUGCGGGGUGGUGGAUGAAAACUGUGGGCGCCGGUGGGUCGGCCUUGCUCUGCUAUCGCUGCUGGUGCCCUGCUUAUGGUGCUACCCACCACUUCGGGCAUGUCACUGGUGUUGCGUGUCUUGUGGGAUCUGCGGCGGCAGGCAUCGUCCCGCCUCCUAGCCUAAAGGGUGCCAGGAUGAAGGUGGCGUUCGUUGCCGGCCGCUAUCCGUGCUGGGUUAGUCAGACAGGUAGAUGAUAGUGCUCAGUACUUGUGCCACAACUUGUAGGUUGACACUGCCUAUCGUGAAAUAAUGUGGACAUUAUCAGUCUUUUCUGUUUAUUAGUUAGUGUCCCAAAAUGUUGUAACUUCAAGGAUGAUUUGGCACAUACUGUACGUGCUGGGUCUGGCCACCCAGCUCUCUCAGAGUACCAUUUUCUCACCAUGGUGCUCCACAAAUAUUUUUCAUAUGGGGACUACUGCCUGGCUUCCCGAGAAGCAUGCCGCGUGUGUGUUUCGCGUAGUUCUAGAAGCAGUACAAAGCUGUACAGUGAUGACCGGACUGCCUGCUCCGUAAAGCAGAUAGGGACUUGCAGUAUUUAUUUGAUGGUUGGAAUUGUACUUGUCUCUUCUAAUUUUUUUUUUAAAAAAUUUAUUUCUCUUGCCCCCUAAUUACAUCCAUUGUACCAUUGUAUGUAUGUCGUAAAAAUGUUGCCUUACAUUAACGGACCGUGGGCUGAUAAUAUUACAAUAAGAGACAAGCUAUAGUGACACCAUAACUAAUAUAUUGUUUAAUGUCAUUUUAUAUCGUGUACAUAAACGAUCGGAACCUGUUCGUUACACGGUCGUGUAGCGAGUGUAAUCGUUACUUUCCGAAACCAUUAAUGUAUGUGGGAUAUAUCAUGUUGACUGGUUUUGUUUAGGUAAACCAAGUGCAUAUAGGCCAUUCCACCCUAUAAAUAUUUGUCACGGCAAAGGGAGGUCAUAUUUUUCCGUGGGCUCACGGGAAAAUAAGACGGACUUUUGGUUCCGAAGUCCAACGUGAUGGCAUAUGACGCAGAACUGCUAGUUCUCGGUCAACUGCUGCCCCAAGUUUUAAUUCUGUGUGAAAAUAAGGUCCAGUGACAUGUGAUUGGUGGACACUGGUCAAGUGCGAGCCAACAAAAUUUACGCCAACGAAAGGAAAUCUAUUUACUAAUACUACUAUUAAAUAUUAUGAAUUAUUGCUAUUAUCCUUAUUAUUACUGUUAUCUUUAUUAUGACAUUAUAGGUUGCACACCACCUGAUAAAGUUCUGUAUUAACUUUUUUUUUUUGUAAGCACCGUGAAAAGAUGACCAAAUCUUUUUUCAUACUUAUUUUAAUAUGUUAACGUUACAAACUUUUGUACUGUCUUUUAUGUGCAGUCCUAUAAAGAACAUUCAUUUAUUCAUUCA
Molecule: messenger RNA, 3031 nt
Organism: Zootermopsis nevadensis
Lineage: Eukaryota; Metazoa; Arthropoda; Insecta; Blattodea; Termopsidae
Gene: Spred
Product: Sprouty-related protein with EVH-1 domain
Biological process (GO): multicellular organism development; negative regulation of MAPK cascade
Cellular component (GO): membrane
Molecular function (GO): protein kinase binding
Source: RefSeq, a predicted model, not a curated record